Cuculus canorus (common cuckoo) is the source of this 2252-nucleotide messenger RNA. RefSeq names its product SRSF protein kinase 3 (gene SRPK3). Gene Ontology annotation, molecular function: protein kinase activity; ATP binding. The record is from RefSeq and is a predicted model, not a curated record. The transcript has 16 exons. NCBI's taxonomy places the organism in Eukaryota, Metazoa, Chordata, Aves, Cuculiformes, Cuculidae. Gene Ontology annotation, biological process: protein phosphorylation; regulation of mRNA processing; spliceosomal complex assembly. Bases 7 to 1710 code for a protein of 567 amino acids.
CGCGGCAUGGAGCUGCGCGGGGGGGGGGCGCCGGCGAGGGGCGAUCCCGGCAAGAGAAAGAAAAAGCGCAAAAAGGACAAAAAACAGACCCCGGCGCCGCGGACCCCCAGCCCCCCAGAAGCUGCGUCCCCCGAGCCCCCUCCUCCGCUGCCGCUGCUCCCCGAGGGGCUGCCGGUCUCUGACGAGGGGGAGCAGGAGGACCCCCGUGAUUAUUGCCAAGGUGGGUAUUACCCCGUACGGAUCGGGGACCUCUUCAACGGGCGCUACCAUGUCGUGCGCAAGCUGGGAUGGGGACACUUCUCCACCGUUUGGCUCUGCUGGGACCUCCGGCGGAAGCGUUUCGUGGCGCUGAAGGUGGUGAAGAGCGCGCCCCAAUACACAGAGACUGCGCUGGAUGAGAUCAAACUGCUCAAAUGCGUCCGCGACUCUGACCCCAGUGACCCUAAGCGGGAGAACAUUGUGCAGCUCAUCGAUGACUUCCGCGUUUCGGGAGUCAACGGUGUCCACGUGUGCAUGGUGCUGGAGGUGCUGGGCCCCCAGCUCCUGCGCUGGAUCAUCAAAUCCAACUACCAAGGGCUGCCCCUGCCCUGCGUCAAGAGCAUCUUGCGGCAGGUGCUGGAGGGGCUGGAUUACCUGCACACCAAAUGCAAGAUCAUCCACACGGACAUCAAACCCGAGAACGUGCUCCUCUGCGUCGGAGAUCCCUUUGUGCGGCAGCUGGCGGCGCAGGCCGCGCGCUGGGCCCGGGGGGAGGGCCCCCCAAAAAGUGCAGUGAGCUCCGCUCCCCAGGACGUCCCCGAGCGCCUCUCCCGUGCCCAGCGACGCCGCAGACGCCGGCGGCAGCGGCGCCAGAGCCGCCUCCUCGCCCAGCGCCUGCGUGACCUGGAGCGGCAAAGCGAGAGCGGGGGCUCCCCGGGGGCCCCCAACGGCCUCGAGGCACCCCACCGCGAGGCCCCCGACGCGAGCAGCCCCCCCAGCGGCGCCUCCUCCUCAGGGGUUCACACCCUGCGCUCGGGGGGCUCCUCCGCCUCGGGCGGGGCAGGCGGGGCCCCCCCCCGCCGCCCCCCCAGCCCCAGCUCCGCCUCCGACUCCCUGCUCACCCCCACCUCGGGCUCCCUGCUCUCGGGGGGCUCAGGGGGGCCCCCCAGCACCCUCGGCUCCGUGGGGCCGGAGGGGCAGGAGAACCCCCUGGACCCCCACUGCGCCCCACGGCUGCGCAUCAAGAUCGCCGACCUGGGCAACGGCUGCUGGGUGCACCGUCACUUCACGGAGUCGAUUCAGACACGGCAGUACCGGGCGCUGGAGGUGCUGCUGGGCGCCGGCUACGGCCCCCCCGCCGACAUCUGGAGCACCGCCUGCAUGGCCUUUGAGCUGGCGACGGGCGAUUACCUCUUCGAGCCCCAUUCAGGGGAGGAUUACAGCCGGGAUGAGGACCACCUGGCGCACGUGAUCGAGCUGCUGGGCGAGAUCCCCCGGCACGUGGCGCUGGGCGGGCGCUACUCCAGGGAGUUCUUCAACCGCCGAGGGGAGCUGCGCCACAUCCGCCACCUGCGGCCAUGGGGGCUGCGGGCGGUGCUGCAGGAGAAAUACGAGUGGCCCCGCGGUGCCGCCGCCGCCUUCGCCCGCUUCCUGCGCCCCAUGCUGGCCUACGAGCCCGCCCGGCGCGCCACAGCCGCCCAGUGCCUGCGGCACCCCUGGCUGCUGCCCUAACCCACCCCACGGCGCCCCAAAACCGCCCCACGGCCGCCCAGUGCCUGCAGCACCCCUGGCUGCUGCCCUAACCCACCCCACGGCGCCCCAAAACCGCCCCACGGCCGCCCAGUGCCUGCAGCACCCCUGGCUGCUGCCCUAACCCACCCCACGGCGCCCCAAAACCGCCCCACGGCCGCCCAGUGCCUGCGGCACCCCUGGCUGCUGCCCUAACCCGCCCCACGGUGCCCCAAAACCGCCCCACGGCCGCCCAGUGCCUGCAGCACCCCUGGCUGCUGCCCUAACCCGCCCCACGGCGCCCCAAAACCACCCAACGGCCACCCAGUGCCUGCAGCACCCCUGGCUGCUGCCCUAACCCGCCCCACGGCACCCCAAACUCACCCCACGGCACCUCAAAUACCUUCAGUGCCUGCAGGACUUCUGCCUGCACCCCAAACCCACCCCAUGGUGCCCCAAACCCGCCCCACGGCGGCCCAGUGCCUGCAGCACCCCUGGCUGCUGCCCUAUACCCACCCAACAACGCCCCAUAAAUAAAGCAACGU